GCCGCGCGACCACGCCGCCAAGGGAGUCGGCAUCCUAGGGGCGCAUCCGGAGAGCGUCCCUAAGUCCUUGUUAGCAAUCCGUCCUAGACCGAGGGCGCGGUGACCCACCCCAUGGUGGACCUCCCGGCGCUAGAGAUCGGAGCGACCAACGCGGGAGACACCGCCGACACUGCCAUUCCGGACGUGAUUGUCGUGGAAGAUGACGUCGACAUCACGCCUCCCUUCCUAGUUGGUCCAGGUACGGGGUCGUCCGUCAAGGCAGCGAAUGGAUCCCCCGUGGUGAUGGACGUCCAGGAACGCGAGCCCGCCGUGUCAACCGUGUUGCAAGCUGUGGAUGCGACUCCGCAGUCCCCCGCACCGGCAGAGGCCAAAAUGCGGGAGGCCGCCACCGCUGCAGGUCCAGCCCCAGAGCAAUUUGUAGAAGAAACGCUGGGGUCUCCAGCCACGCCCGCCCAAAUCGACGAGCAAACCGUGGGGGAGCCCCCGAAAUCCCCUCUGAUGGUGGUGACCGAAGAACUGGAGUCCACACCCGCGGCUGAGUCCCAGCCGAGGCCCGAUGCUGGGAUGGCCCCACAGUCCCCGACGGCAAUGAUGGUUGAGGAGGGCGUGAACGCUGAGGACCCGCCCCUUGUGGAAGUCGAGAUGCCUAGCUCCGCCACGCCGAUGAUGACAACAGCACCGUCCCCCACAGCCUCGACUGGUCCACCCGUGACCGCCAAGGUCGUGCACGGCGGGCUCACGGCCGCGGCAACCAGCGUGCCGUCUCUCUCGGAGCCCCAAGUGGCGGUGAUGGCCUCGGCGGUGGUGACAUCUAUGGUGGCGGUGGCGUCGCCAAGUGGCACACGCGCUCAGUCGGCAGACAACACCCAGACCGAGGCACCUGCGGGCAUGCCCGUAGGUGGGAAUGCAGAUAUCCUGCCCUUGGCCUCGCCUACCGGGUCCGGGACGGACUCCGUUCAGAGUGGCAGGAGCUCGGGGCAGGUCUCGCGUCCGUGGGUGUUCCAGUGCCGGGAGAUCGAUUGGGGACGGCUCAACAAAGUGUCGGUCGACCAUAUGAAGGCGAUGGCGGUCCACGCCAAAGCGACGACUGAGCACGCGAAGAUGCUAUCUGACCAGGCGAAAAUGGUGCGCUUUAUCCUCGGCCCUGUGCUGGUGGAGAUGCAACUCAGGGAUGGGGAACGCCUCAGGUUGCAAGCACGGGAGCGUGAGCUGCUGGAGGAGAACCGGAAGGCACGGGAGGACCCGGCGUCGGCCCUCCGAGCCUUGGAGGAUGAGCGGUGGGCCCGGGCGGCAGACCACAAUAUGACGAACCAGACGCUGAACGAUGUCCUCGCACAGUCGGCACUCCUUCGCGAGGAACGCGAAGCCGCCGUGCGGGAACGGGACGCUGCGGUCCAGGGUCCAGGUGUGGCCGUCCAAAGUCGGGACCUCGUCAUAGCAGAACAUGACACCGCCACGGCGGAGCGCGACACUGCCGUGGUGGUCCAAGAGCGUAACGCCGCGGUGAGGGACCGCGACACCGCCAUCCAGGACCGCGACGCCACCCUCCAGGAAUGGGCCGUCGCCCUAAACACUGUGGAGGAGGCGCAGGAAAGGGAGAAAGUUGCACUCUCGAGCGCCCAGACCUCCCGCCGCGAGUCGGAGGAUCUCGCCCAGGAGCUCACCCGGGUCAAGGAUCGCCAGAAGGAGGCGGAGACCACGGUGGCCUCGAUGGCUGUGGUGGUGGCACAGCUUCGUGCCUCGCAACAGCGAGCAGAGGCUACUACGGAGGAGGUUCGUCGACUGGCCGAGUCGAAAGUGCAGAAGGCAAAGGAGAUGCUCGAGCUCGAGGCUUCGCGCCUCGAAACCCUCCGGCAUGCUCCGGAGCUCGUUGCAUCUACCUUUGGUGAGGAUCCCGACGGCAAUCCCCAGCGACUCGGGGCGCAGCUCCUCAGGAUCGUAGAGGGGGUGCACGCGGAACUCCAGGCGGCUCGCAACGAUGCCGAGACUGCGCGCCAGGGCGCCGAUGCCGCGCGCCGGGACGCCGACAUUGCGCGCCAGGGCACCAAAGCAGCGCGCCGAGAAGGAACGUUCCUUGUGGCGCAGCGCGCGUUCGCCGUCGCGCGGAGCCGCUACAUCGACAUCACCCUGGAUGAGCUGAGCCAAGGGUACCCUACAGACUACACCGAGGAGGAGCUGGAAGCCUUCGAAGAGGAGGUCGCCCCUUUCUCCCAGACUCUGGCGGACAGGAUGCAGGCGGAACGCGAUGAGCAGUAGUUGGGUUAAUCACGGUCGGGUGGAACUUUAUCUUUGUCUGUAAAUAUUCGUUUGACAAAAACUCUGGUCAGGUUUUUAUCUAUGCUCGUUUUGCUUUGGGUUUU
Panicum virgatum (switchgrass) is the source of this 2360-nucleotide messenger RNA. RefSeq lists its product as uncharacterized. Bases 112 to 2256 code for a protein of 714 amino acids. NCBI's taxonomy places the organism in Eukaryota, Viridiplantae, Streptophyta, Magnoliopsida, Poales, Poaceae. The transcript is spliced from 3 exons. The record is from RefSeq and is a predicted model, not a curated record.